CUCCCGAAGGUAUCGACACGGAAGUGUCCGAUAUGCCUGCUGGUCCUGAGGAAGCCCUCCCAGGUCGAGUGCUGCGGCCGAGUCUUCUGCACCGGCUGUCUGCAGAGGGCCCUGAGAGACAGCGACGACCGCUGCCCGAUGUGCAACGCGCGCGCACCUCGCAUGUUUACGGACCAGAACUUUCGCCGCAUUCUGGCUGGGUUCCGUGUCUACUGCGUGCACAGGUCGCGUGGCGAAGGAGAGAGAGGGUGCCAGUGGACUGGGGAGCUGAGACAGCUGGGCAGCCACCUGAACCCCAAUCAAAACCAAAAAGGGUGUCUAUUUGUUAACGUUACAUGCAGUUUGUGUGGUGAAACGAUGAAGCGAUCCAGUCUCUCCCAACACCAAGAGUCGGACUGCCCCAAACGUAGCUAUUCCUGUCCUCACUGCUAUAUCCAGAGCAACUACAACAACAUUGUCAACAGCCACUUGGGCAAGUGUCCGUACUACCCCUGUCGGUGCCCCCACUGUGACCUAAUGACCGAACGCUGUGAA
Messenger RNA from Geodia barretti, 534 nucleotides. The record is from the annotation of a GenBank genome assembly. Lineage: Eukaryota; Metazoa; Porifera; Demospongiae; Tetractinellida; Geodiidae.